CUUUACCGUAUCUAAUAGGAGACAUAUCGUUCGCGGCUUUUCAAGCAUAACUAAAUAUGAUUAAGUUACUGGUUCUGGCGUAUGCCGUUGCUGCAGCCCAUGCUGGGGGGUUGCUCUCUCCUGUGGGAGUGAACGGUGGCCACUACGGAGCCAUUAGCGCGUGGAACCCUUACAGCACCUACCCUGCCAAACCGGCAAUAGCCUCACAACAAUCUAACAUAUACCGGUCACCCUUAAACCUUGGCCAGGUAUCAACGUUCUCAAAAGCAGUUGACACUCCAUUCUCAAGUGUUCGCAAGUCAGAUGUAAGGAUCAGCAAUCCUGGAGUACCUCUGACACCGGCUUACCAGGGGAUCGCGGCUCCUCUCGUGACACACUACGGCGUAGCAGCACCUUUGGCUGCCCCUGUAGCUAAAGUAGCUGGUGGACUUCUAGGUGUAGCUUAUUCCGCCGCUCCAGCAGUUUCCCACAUGAGCUACACAAAUGGCCUUGGCCUGGCCUACUCCUGGUAAAAUGCAUCUCAAUUAAUGUGUAAUUAUUCUGUAUAUUGUACUUGUAAGCGCUUUAUGAUUCCUCUUUAUUUUUUACCUGAUAGUUGUUAACAUUUUACUUUUAAAAAUAUUAUUGUCUCUAAUAAAAGUGUUUGUUUUUUCA
This is a messenger RNA of Papilio polytes (common Mormon), 654 nucleotides long. RefSeq names its product pupal cuticle protein C1B-like (gene CPF). The record is from RefSeq and is a predicted model, not a curated record. The transcript is spliced from 4 exons. NCBI's taxonomy places the organism in Eukaryota, Metazoa, Arthropoda, Insecta, Lepidoptera, Papilionidae. The coding region runs from base 57 to 512 and encodes 151 amino acids.